CUGGAGACAGUUUGAGGGAGGGGGGCCAGCUGCAGUCGAUGCUGGUGGUGACGCAGGAAAAACACCCAACAGCAGACAAUAAACCAAUGAUCUGAUCGCAACACAGUCGUGUUAUUUAUAAUCGAGACAGCCAGGCACAUGCACACGACUUUGUGAUUAUUAAACAGCACUUACAUGAUCCGAUCCGGUGUCGUAUGGAGGAAAGGUCCAGUUUGAUUCUCGGUUAUGCAAUGGUCUCUGCAACAUAUCCAGUCCCCCAGGUGGUGCUUUCACUUUCAGAAGUGUGCCGGUUCUCCGUCGCUCCUGAGGAGACACUAAUUUUUUCUGGUGUGCCAGCUACAUAAGCAGACAAGAUUGCAAAGAUCUGCCCCGUGUCGAGUAUGACAGCCACGACCCGUGGCUCCCCUGUGGGAGGGAAUGACGGUCAGGGCCAGGCUCCGGAUGGCCAGCCCCAGCCACCCUUGCCCCAGAACCAGACGUCCUCUCCCAACUCAUCCAAUGAGAACUCUCCUGUGAGCCCACCAGAUGACCAGGGUCAGGGGGACUGUCCCACUCCCCUGGAGGAGGAGGAGCCAGCUUUUCCCCACACUGAACUGGCCAAGCUGGAUGACAUGAUCAACAGACCUCGUUGGGUUGUUCCAGUCUUGCCAAAGGGUGAAUUAGAAGUUCUUCUUGAAGCUGCUAUAGAUCUUUGUAAAAAAGGACUUGAUGUCAAGUGUGAAGCAUGUCAGAGGUUUUUCAGAGACGGCUUGACAAUAUCUUUUACGAAAAUACUGACAGAUGAGGCUGUUAGCGGUUGGAAAUUUGAGAUCCACCGGUGCAUCAUAAAUAAUGCCCACCGACUGGUGGAGCUGUGUGUGACCAAGCUCUCUCAGGACUGGUUCCCUCUGCUAGAACUCUUAGCAAUGGCCACCAACCCCCACUGUAAGUUCCACAUCUACAAUGGUACUCGGCCCUCAGAGACAGUGCCUGCUGGGGUUCAGCUGGCUGAGGAUGAGCUGUUUGCCCGUCCACCUGAUCCUCGCUCUCCCAAGGGCUGGUUGGUGGAUUUAAUAAACAAAUUUGGCACCUUAAACGGGUUUCAAAUUCUGCAUGAUCGAUUCGUGAGUGGCCAGGCUCUGAAUGUUCAGAUCAUUGCUGCACUCAUUAAGCCUUUUGGACAGUGCUAUGAGUUUCUCACUUUGCACACAGUGAAGAAGUACUUCCUUCCCAUCAUAGAAAUGGUUCCCCAGUUUCUAGAAAACCUCACGGAUGAGGAAUUGAAAAAGGAAGCAAAGAAUGAAGCCAAAAACGAUGCCCUGUCUAUGAUAAUCAAAUCUUUGAAGAACCUGGCCUCUCGAGUACCAGGCCAAGAGGAAACCGUGAAGAAUUUAGAGAUAUUUAGGUUAAAAAUGAUUCUUAGGUUAUUGCAGAUUUCUUCUUUUAAUGGCAAAAUGAAUGCUCUAAAUGAAGUAAACAAGGUGAUUUCAAGUGUUUCCUACUACACGCAUCGUCAUGGCAAUCCUGAAGAGGAGGAGUGGCUUACAGCAGAACGCAUGGCAGAAUGGAUUCAGCAGAACAAUAUUUUGUCUAUUGUGCUGCGAGAUAGCCUUCAUCAGCCACAGUAUGUGGAGAAACUGGAGAAGAUCCUACGAUUUGUCAUCAAAGAAAAAGCCCUAACACUUCAGGACCUAGACAACAUCUGGGCCGCUCAGGCUGGGAAGCAUGAGGCUAUUGUCAAGAAUGUUCAUGAUCUCCUUGCAAAGCUGGCAUGGGAUUUCUCACCUGAACAACUGGACCAUCUCUUCGACUGCUUCAAGGAGAGCUGGACGAAUGCCAGUAAAAAGCAGAGAGAAAAGUUACUGGAAUUGAUUCGUCGACUGGCAGAGGAUGAUAAGGAUGGUGUGAUGGCUCACAAAGUGCUCAAUUUGCUGUGGAAUUUGGCUCAUAGUGAUGAUGUUCCUGUGGAUAUCAUGGACCAGGCCCUUAGCGCUCAUAUCAAGAUUUUGGACUAUAGCUGCUCUCAGGACAGGGAUGCGCAGAAGAUGCAGUGGAUCGACCGAUUCAUAGAAGAAUUGAGAACUAAUGACAAAUGGGUGAUUCCUGCCUUGAAGCAAAUUCGGGAGAUCUGUAGCCUUUUUGGAGAAGCUCCCCAGAAUUUAAGUCAAACGCAACGAAGCCCACAUGUCUUCUAUCGGCAUGACCUAAUCAACCAGCUUCAGCACAACCACGCACUGGUCACUCUCGUAGCAGAGAAUCUGUCUGCAUACAUGGAGAAUAUGAGGCAGUUCUCAAAAGCAGAGCACACAGACUUUGAUCCUCAAACGGUUCGGACAGGAAGUCGGUAUAGUCAUGUGCAGGAGGUCCAGGAGCGGCUCAAUUUCUUGAGAUUCUUACUGAAAGAUGGGCAGCUCUGGCUGUGCGCACCUCAGGCCAAGCAGAUCUGGAAGUGCCUAGCGGAGAAUGCAGUGUUCUUGUGUGAUCGUGAGGCUUGCUUCAAAUGGUACUCCAAACUCAUGGGGGACGAGCCUGACCUUGACCCUGACAUCAACAAGGACUUCUUUGAGAACAACGUUCUGCAGCUGGACCCCUCGUUGCUGACAGAGAAUGGGAUGAAGUGCUUUGAACGAUUCUUCAAAGCAGUCAACUGCAGGGAGGGCAAACUGGUUGCAAAACGGCGGGCGUACAUGAUGGAUGACUUGGAGCUGAUAGGGCUGGAUUAUCUGUGGAGGGUUGUGAUUCAAGGAAGUGAUGAUAUUGCUAGCCGAGCAAUUGACUUGCUUAAAGAGAUUUAUACCAACCUCGGACCAAAAUUACAAGCCAAUCAGGUAGAGAUCCAUGAGGAUUUUAUUCAAUCUUGCUUUGACCGGCUCAAAGCCUCCUAUGACACUCUGUGUGUGCUGGAUGGAGAUAAAGACAGCAUUAACUGUGCAAGGCAGGAGGCCAUUCGCAUGGUGAGAGUACUGACUGUGCUCAGGGAGUAUAUAACGGAGUGUGACAGUGACUACCAUGAGGAGAGGACCAUCCUACCCAUGUCCAGGGCGUUCAGAGGAAAGCAUAUCACGCUAGUUGUGCGUUUCCCAAACCAAGGCAGACAAGUUGAUGACCUGGAUAUUUGGUCUCACACCAACGACACGAUCGGUUCUGUGAGGCGUUGCAUUCUGAACCGAAUAAAAGCCAACAGCACGCACACCAAGAUUGAGCUCUUCAUCGGGGGCGAGAUCAUAGAUCCAGCAGAUGAUAGGAAGCUAAUUGGGCAGCUAAACCUCAAAGAUAAAACUCUCAUCACAGCUAAACUCACCCAAGUCAGCGCCAAUAUGCCUUCCAGUCCAGACAGCUCCUCGGACUCAUCCACUGGCUCCCCAGGGAACCAUGGCAACCAUUACAGUGAUGGGCCAAACCCUGAAGUGGAAAGCUGUCUUCCUGGAGUGAUAAUGUCGCUGCACCUGCGCUACAUCUCUUUCCUCUGGCAAGUAGCGGAUCUGGGCUGUAAUCUCAACAUGCCUCUCCUGCGGGAUGGAGCUCGUGUUCUAAUGAAGCUCAUGCCUCCAGAUAGUGCCACGGUGGAAAACCUGCGAGCCAUCUGUCUGGAUCACGCCAAACUUGGAGAAAACAGCCUUAGCCCCACGUUGGACUCACGAUUCUUUGGACCGUCACCUUCUCAAGUGCUUUAUUUGAUAGAGGUGGUGUACGCCUUGCUAAUGCCUGCCAGUGGAACGCUGGGCGAGGAUGCUAGUGAUUUCCAAUUCAACUUCUUGAAGAGUGGUGGCUUGCCGCUGGUUUUGAGUAUGCUCACCAGAAAUAACUUCCUGCCAAAUGCUGACAUGGAGACCCGGCGGGGAUCUUAUCUCAACGCCCUAAAAAUAGCCAAACUUCUGCUCACAGCUGUAGGCUUUGGCCAUGUGAAGGCAGUGGCGGAGGCCUGCCAGCCUGUGGUGGAGGGGACUCUCCCGGUGUCACCUAUAAACCAGGCCACACAUGACCAGGCUCUAGUUCUCCAGAAUGCACUGCAGAACAUCCCUAACCCCUCUGCAGAGUGCAUGCUGCGGAAUGUGGCCAUCCGACUUGCCCAGCAGAUCUCUGAUGAGAACAACUUCCAGGCCUCAAAGUACAUCCCAGAUAUCUGUGUCAUUCGAGCGGUUCAGAAGAUUGUCUGGGCUUCUGGCUGUGGCUCUGUUCAGCAUGUCUUCAGCUCUAAUGAGGAGAUAAGCAAAAUCUAUGAGAAGACCAAUGCAGGCAAUGAGCCGGAUGCAGAAGAUGAGCAGGUGUGCUGUGAAGCUCUGGAGGUCAUGACCAUGUGUUUCGCCCUUUUGCCCACUGCACUAGAUGCACUUAGCAAAGAAAAGGCCUGGCAGACCUUCAUUAUAGAUCUGCUGCUGCACUGCCAGAGCAAGUCUGUUCGUCAAAUGGCCCAAGAACAGUUCUUCCUCAUGGCCACCAGAUGUUGUAUGGGCCAUAGGCCUCUCCUUUUCUUUAUCACCCUCCUCUUUACAGUUUUAGGUAGCACUGCAAAAGAGCGAGCUAAGCACGCUGCUGAUUACUUCACUCUUCUAAGGCACUUACUCAACUAUGCAUUUAACAGCAACAUUAAUCUUCCUAAUGCAGAAAUUCUCUUAAACAAUGAGAUCGACUGGUUGAAACGAAUCCGGGAUGAAGUGAAGAGGACAGGGGACCCUGGGGUAGAGGAGACCAUUUUGGAAGGUCAUAUAGGUGUCACAAAAGAGCUGCUAGCUUUCCAGACCCCAGAGAAGAAGUAUUAUAUUGGCUGUGAAAAAGCAGGUGCCAGCCUCAUUAAGGAGUUAAUGGAUGACUUCCUCUUCCCAGCAUCCAAUGUGUACCUGCAGUAUAUGAAGAGUGGGGAGUUUCCAACUGAGCAGGCCAUACCUGUGUGCAGCACCCCAGCCACCAUUAAUGCCGGCUUUGAACUGCUGGUAGCACUUGCCGUUGGAUGUGUGCGAAAUCUCAAGCAGAUUGUGGACACACUAACUGACAUGUACUAUUUAGGUUGCGAACAGCUCACAGAAUGGGAAUAUUUGCCACCAGUUGGCCCACGCCCAACCAAGGGAUUUGUGGGACUAAAAAAUGCAGGUGCAACUUGCUACAUGAACUCAGUGAUCCAGCAGCUCUACAUGAUUCCCCCCAUCAGAAAUGGCAUCCUGGCAAUCGAAGGCACAGGCAGCGAUGUGGAUGAUGAUAUGUCUGGAGAUGAGAAGCAGGAUAAUGAGACUAAUGUGGAUCCCAGGGAUGAGGUCUUUGGUUAUCAGCAACAGUUUGAAGACAAACCUUCUCUCAGUAAGUCUGAGGACAGGAAGGAAUAUAAUAUUGGGAUUCUACGGCAGCUGCAGGUCAUCUUUGGACACUUGGCUUCCUCCCGAUUGCAGUACUAUGUGCCCAGGGGUUUCUGGAAGCAAUUUCGGUUAUGGGGUGAACCAGUCAAUUUGAGAGAGCAGCAUGAUGCCCUGGAGUUCUUUAACUCGCUUGUAGACAGCUUGGAUGAGGCUCUGAAAGCACUGGGCCACCCUGCCAUGCUGAGCAAAGUGCUGGGCGGCUCCUUUGCUGAUCAGAAAAUCUGUCAGGGCUGCCCUCACAGAUAUGAAUGCGAGGAAUCGUUUACAACUUUGAAUGUAGAUAUCAGGAACCAUCAAAAUCUCCUUGAUUCUAUGGAGCAGUAUGUGAAAGGGGACUUGCUUGAGGGUGCAAAUGCCUAUCACUGUGAAAAAUGCAACAAGAAGGUGGACACUGUGAAGCGUUUACUCAUUAAGAAGCUGCCUCCGGUUCUGGCCAUACAGCUGAAACGCUUUGAUUAUGACUGGGAACGAGAGUGCGCCAUCAAGUUCAAUGACUACUUUGAGUUCCCGCGGGAGUUGGAUAUGGAACCCUACACAGUAGCUGGAGUAGCUAAGCUGGAGGGAUCUGAUGUGCACCCAGAAAAUCAGCAGGUGGUCCAGCAGAACGAGCCGUUAGAGCCGGAGCCCCCUUGCAGCUCUCGAUAUCGUUUGGUGGGAGUGCUGGUCCACUCAGGCCAGGCCAGUGGAGGUCACUACUACUCCUACAUCAUUCAGAGGAAUGGCAUUGGAGGUGAGGGAGAGAGGAACCGCUGGUACAAGUUUGACGACGGUGACGUCACCGAGUGCAAGAUGGAUGAUGACGAGGAGAUGAAGAACCAGUGCUUUGGAGGAGAGUACAUGGGUGAGGUCUUCGACCAUAUGAUGAAGCGCAUGUCCUACAGACGACAGAAGCGCUGGUGGAACGCAUACAUCCUCUUUUACGAGCGCAUUGACACACUCGACAAGGACAGUGAGUUGGUGAAGUACAUCACUGAGCUUUCAGUGACCAGCAGACCUCACCAAGUAAAGAUGCCCUCUGCUAUCGAACGCAGCGUACGCAAACAGAACGUGCAGUUCAUGCACAAUCGUAUGCAGUACAGCUUGGAGUACUUCCAGUUCAUCAGGAAACUGCUGACCUGUAAUAGUGUCUACUUGAACUCACCACCAGGUCAAGACCACCUUUUGCCUGAAGCUGAAGAAAUGGCCAUGAUUAGUAUACAGCUCGCUGCUAGGUUUCUCUUCAGUACUGGAUUCCACACCAAGAAAAUAGUCCGUGGCCCUGCUAGCGAUUGGUAUGAUGCUCUAUGCAUCUUGCUUCGACACAGUAAGAAUGUGCGCUACUGGUUUGCACAUAACGUCCUCUUCGCAUAUCCAAACCGCUUCUCGGAGUACCUGCUCGAAUGCCCCAGUGCUGAGGUUCGAGGGGCCUUCUCCAAACUCAUAGUAUUCAUUGCACAUUUCUCCCUGCAAGAUGGACCCUGCCCUUCACCAAUUGCCUCACCUGGACCUUCAAGUCAGGGUUGUGAUAAUUUGAGUUUAAGUGAACAUCUUUUACGUGCUGUGCUCAAUCUGCUGAGAAGGGAAGUGUCUGAGCAUGGCCGUCAUCUACAGCAGUACUUUAACCUUUUCGUCAUGUAUGCCAAUCUUGGCUUGGCAGAGAAGACGCAGCUAUUGAAGCUUGGGGUACCAGCCACCUUCAUGCUUGUGGCCCUAGACGAGGGGCCGGGGCCUCCCAUUAAGUACCAGUACGCUGAGCUGGGAAAGCUCUACACUGUUGUAUCCCAGCUGGUUCGCUGCUGUGACAUAACAUCUCGUAUGCAGUCCUCAAUUAAUGGUAACCCUCCCUUGACAAACCCAUAUGGUGACCCCAACAUCACAGCUCCCAUCAUGCCUCUGCAACAGCUGGUGGUGGACAUUUUAUUUGUGCGCACCAGUUAUGUCAAGAAGAUUAUUGAGGAUUGUAGUAACUCUGAGGACACCAUCAAACUGCUGAGAUUCUGCUGUUGGGAGAACCCUCAGUUUUCCUCCACUGUGCUUAGUGAACUACUGUGGCAGGUGGCAUAUUCAUAUACAUAUGAGUUAAGACCUUACUUGGACUUGCUACUUCAGAUCCUGUUUAUUGAAGAUUCAUGGCAGACUCACAGGAUCCACAAUGUGCUGAAGGGAAUCCCUGAUGACCGUGAUGGGUUAUUUGACACAAUUCAACGCUCGAAAAACCACUACCAAAAGAGAGCUUAUCAGUGUAUCAAAUGCAUGGUUGCUCUUUUCAGUAACUGCUCAGUGGCCUACCAGAUUCUCCAGAGUAAUGGGGAUCUAAAGAGGAAGUGGACAUGGGCAGUGGAGUGGCUUGGCGAUGAGCUAGAACGGAGACCAUAUGCUGGUAACACCCAAUACACAUACAACAACUGGUCCCCUCCUGUCCAAAGCAAUGAAACUUCCAACGGAUACUUCUUGGAACGUUCCCAUAGUGCCCGAAUGACUUUAGCCAAGGCAUGCGAGUUGUGCCCAGAGGAGUGUCACUUAACGAAGCACGAGGUGGCAUCUGAAGAGGACGCAGGCCGGAAUCCGUCCUCGACACAGCUACUUUUGCCAGGGGAAGUGACAGGCCAGCAGCAACACACCGAACCCGAUGAGCAGGAGGCCCUCGAUGAACAGGACCCUUCUCCCCCAGAGGAUACUACUCUGUACCCCCAUUCUCCAGGCACAAAAUAUCAACAGCAGAACAACCUCCCUCAUUUGCAGCCAUACACUGGCCCUGCAGCACAGCACGUCAACAACCCUCAGCGUCCAGGGCCACUAGCACAAGAGAACUGGGAGCCCCCUGAGGAAGUGCCACCCAGCCAGACUAAAGACUAACAAUAUGUUCUUGCACUGUCCUCUAUCUGAGUUCUCCGGUGAGAUACUCUAAUCCAGAGCAAGUCCAGGCCCAACCACGCUGCUCCACUCCAGAGCCUGUGUAACCAGAACAUUCAGCUUCCCUCAAUUUCUAACCCUGGAGUGGAGUCUCUUCACCGUCUGCUCUGCAGUAUUAACUGUCAAAAGUGUAACUUGCAGUAGACUGUGCAUAUUGUUUCUAAUAAAAGGGCCCUGGCGCACUUAUCUCAUGACAGAAGUGUACAUACAAUGUUAAUGUUUUGACUGUUCAAAAUCAACAGCACAUGAUGCUGUUUUGGGGACUGCAGAUUAAUGAAAAUGGAAAAACAAAACAAAAAAGAUGCAAAUAUGACUGAGUCACAAAAAAAAAAUCCCUGUUUUAUCCCAUACUCUGUAGUAAGGUUUGGGCCGUUUGGGUCAUUCUGCUUUUGAUCAUACAUUAUAUUCAUGUCAAAGCUUAACCAGCUAUGGCACCUUGUGAGUGGGAGUUGGCCAUAGUUUGUGAAGGAUGGGAUGGUUGGGUGAUCUUCAUGACGUUUAGUUGAUGUGAAUGGGGUGAUGCAACUUUAAUCUGGAAAUUCCUAUUGCCUUUUUUCUUUUAUCUGGUAAUAAUUCAAUAAUUUGAAAGGUGUAACCUCUUAGCAUGGCUUCACAUCAAACUAGCAUAGCCAAAAGAAAUUGUGCAGUUUCUUUCUCCACAGCUAUUUAGAAGAGCUGUUGGUCCCACUUCGUAUGCUCCUCUAGAUUUGAUGUUUUCAAAGCAAUGUAAGAAAUAAGUGGCUUUACAAUUGCAAAUGUUCUCUCUGAUAAAUAUUUGGCUGUUGCUUUUUGAUUGGAUAAAUGCUUAGUUUUUGAUGAUAGGAAUUUUAGACAGAACAUUUAUGCAACAAUUUGCUAUGCCAGAAUGCCUGGAAAAUUGGUGGACUGAACUCAGUUUGCCUAUUUGUCUCUCCGUGGUUGAAGAUUGUGUUAGACAAACCUGGCAAUUUAAUCAGUCACCUGAUUUCAUGAUCCCUGUUCACAUUUGCAUACUCAAAUAGAGGACUCUUCAUUUGGGGAGCAUGAACAUGAAGCAGGGUUGUACCAUAAAAUAACUGCUGGUUAGUCAUGUUACAACUUCAGUUAGUAAAGUAUCUUGGAUUAAAGGAGUAAACAUCAGUAGAUACUGUAUGUAUUUAAUUGGUAACUUGAAUGCUUUGUUUUUGUUUUUUGGAUUUUGUUGAAAAAUACCAAAUACUCCUGCAAAUGAAAAUAUUCUGCCCAUCAUAUAUUUAAAUAUUUUGCCGUUUUAUUUUAUAGAAUUUAUUUUGUUGUAUUUCACUUAAAAAAAAAAAUAGAAUUUGAUUUAAGAGGAACAUUUUUGUCCUUGUGUUAUUUUUAAAGAUUAUUGACUGUACGGAGUUCUUCGCCCUGUGUUUUUGCCGACUUUUGUUUUGGCCAUGAUGUGACGUUGAAUUCUGAAGUCACAGUCACAAUGUUGACUUUCACUUUGUGAGGUUUUUGUGCACAGAAAUGUUAGAGCAUUGCACCCUUCAAGAAUAAAGAGAUGAAAAUGU
This is a messenger RNA of Xyrauchen texanus (razorback sucker), 9736 nucleotides long. RefSeq names its product ubiquitin specific peptidase 9 (gene usp9). Bases 381 to 8162 code for a protein of 2593 amino acids. Lineage: Eukaryota; Metazoa; Chordata; Actinopteri; Cypriniformes; Catostomidae. Gene Ontology annotation, biological process: protein deubiquitination; cell migration. Gene Ontology annotation, molecular function: cysteine-type endopeptidase activity; cysteine-type deubiquitinase activity. The record is from RefSeq and is a predicted model, not a curated record. The transcript is spliced from 47 exons. Gene Ontology annotation, cellular component: cytosol; nucleus.